Molecule: messenger RNA, 1158 nt
Organism: Caenorhabditis briggsae
Lineage: Eukaryota; Metazoa; Nematoda; Chromadorea; Rhabditida; Rhabditidae
Gene: Cbr-ckb-4
Product: Protein CBR-CKB-4
Exons: 9
Coding region: 1-1158 (385 amino acids)
Biological process (GO): phosphatidylethanolamine biosynthetic process; CDP-choline pathway
Cellular component (GO): cytoplasm
Molecular function (GO): choline kinase activity; ethanolamine kinase activity
Source: RefSeq, a predicted model, not a curated record
AUGCUAUCUGAUAUAAGAACACUGUUCACCCAAAAUUCUCUGGAUUCUGAUGUAAUCCUCGAAAAGGCGUUAGAAUUGGGAUCUGAUUAUCUGCGAGGUGGUUGGAUUCAUCUGGAAAGAAAUGAAGUUGAAGUGACCCAAAUCACUGGUGGUCAAUCGAAUCUGAUCUAUCUCGCAACAGCAACGAACGAAACGAAAUUUUCAUCCGAGACACCAAAAUGUUUCCUGAUCAGAAUACACUGCCAACCAGCUCAACAGGUGUUCAAUGACACUGUUAUUUUCUCUGUCAUGUCGGAACGGGGAUUGGGACCAAAACUAUACGGAUUCUUUCAAGGAGGAAGACUGGAAGAAUUUCUUCCCAGUAAAACUUUAGAUACGGAUAGUAUCAAACUUCCAGAAAUCUCUCGUCAGAUUGGUGCUCUUUUCCCGAAGUACCAUGACAUUGAUGUUCCGAUAUCGAAAAGUGCAGGAGCACUAAAGACCAUUAGGCAGAAUCUAGAGUCGUACAAACAACUGGGAGGAUCGGUUCACACAAUGCGACCAAAUUCUGUAAAAUAUGAAAAGGAGGAAACUCGGAAAACGAUCUCAGUGGAAGAAUUAGAGAAGGAAAUAGAGACAUUCGAGAAAUGGUCAACCAUUUUUGAUGAUACAAUUGUCUUCAGUCAUAAUGAUUUAGCGCCCUUGAACGUACUUGAACUAGAUGCCACAAAGGAACUCGUUUUCAUUGAUUUCGAGUAUGCAUGUUAUAACUGGAGAGGCUAUGAUUUGACCAUGUUCCUCUGUGAGAAUGCAUUCGACUAUCGUGUGCCGCCCCCAGGAGUUUGGAUCGAUCAGGAAUUCGUGGAGAAUCAUCCUAAUUUGCAGAUAUUCUGUGAAGCCUAUGUGGAUACUCUCUAUAAGAUGAAGGAGCAGAACCCAGAUCGAAAGUUCCCACUGUCUGAAGAUCGAUCCGCAGAAGUGUCUCGUUUGAUGAUGGAAAUCAAAUUCUUUAUUCCUCUCGCAAAUCUUUUCUGGGCGGUCUGGUCGCUCAGAGGAUUCUUGGCCAAGCAUGACAAUGGGCAUGACCUAGAAGUCGCCGCCAGCGAUCGUCUCACCAUGUACUUCCACUUCAAACCCCAAUCUGAGAAGAUCUACGAAAUGCUGAAAAAUGAGCAAUAA